Molecule: messenger RNA, 1068 nt
Organism: Owenia fusiformis
Lineage: Eukaryota; Metazoa; Annelida; Polychaeta; Sabellida; Oweniidae
Source: the annotation of a GenBank genome assembly
ACCCUUAAAUCAACAAUGAUAAAUUACAAAUCUGCCUUACUGAAUGAAUCCAUGACAGAGAAUGUCGAAGAAGUUAUACACAAUUUUGACGAGAUUGUCGAAGCGAUCGAGACGGCGAUUGAACUGUUGAAGAGUUUUUCCAAAAGCUAUGCGUUUGUGAAGAAAAAUCUAGACAAAGUUCGUUUUCCAGAUGUACCCCAUUGGGGCGAAUGGGGAGCUUGGAGCAAAUGCCCUGGUGUGACGGAACGAUGUGGUGUGAGGUUUCGUGAAAAGCUGUGCAUAGAUGAGAGUGGAGCAUGGCAAUUGGGAAAAUGUAUCGGCGAACGACCGACUGAACAAGGAAACUGCAAUUGUAAAUCGCCGACAGAACACACCGGUGGGCGAUCCGCCGGUUUUCAAACCUAUAAAGUGCGAGAUGUGAAGCCAUACUCGUACAUAGUAUCGAUUUCGAAAAACGUUUCUUAUUCUGGAGAAGCUACCGGACAUUUCUGUGGUGGUAUAAUAACUUCCGACACACGGGUCAUGACUGCUGCACAUUGUGCCUGUAUUAAUGGUUAUUGUUGUUCAGAGAAUAAGUUCCUAACUUCAAAAUGUGAUUUGAAAAAUUGGAAAAUAAGCGCUGGAUUAUUGAAACCACAUGCAAAGAAGAUUGAUGAAAACGGUCAAGUAAUGGAAGUUGUCAGUGUUGUGAUCCAUGAGAAUUAUACAAAAAAUGCAGAAGGCCUACCAGAAGAAAAUGACAUCGCAAUGAUCAAAGUCAAAGCGACAUUUAACUUCACAAAACCUAAUGUUCAACCAUGCGAUCUCCCGACAAGUAUUUGUAGGGGUUCUAAUGACGAGAAAUGUGAACGACAUUCAGCUUGGCAGCAAUGGGACUGCGAAAUAGCAGGCUGGGGUCAAUACAAAGCUUACAACAUAUUUCCCGACCACAGCCAGAUUGAGCCCGUUUUACGACGUUUUCGUAGGACUGGCAAGAACGGAGCAACCAAUAGACCAACAUUGAUGGCACUUGUCAUACUGGUAGGACAUGAUGAGCAGAUGAUUACCUGUAAAUAUCAAGAUGAUUGA